Molecule: messenger RNA, 2768 nt
Organism: Scatophagus argus
Lineage: Eukaryota; Metazoa; Chordata; Actinopteri; Scatophagidae
Product: pre-B-cell leukemia transcription factor 1-like
Exons: 9
Coding region: 395-1414 (339 amino acids)
Biological process (GO): regulation of transcription by RNA polymerase II; animal organ morphogenesis; embryonic organ development
Cellular component (GO): nucleus
Molecular function (GO): RNA polymerase II cis-regulatory region sequence-specific DNA binding; DNA-binding transcription factor activity, RNA polymerase II-specific
Source: RefSeq, a predicted model, not a curated record
ACCUUGACGGCAGACAGCGUCGCUCCAAGUGGGAGGAGUGGAGAAGCAGGCACAGAGCUGAGCAGGGGGGAAAAACAGCAACAACUAAUGGUGCUACCAUGGCAGUGUGAGACUUGGACGGAACCAGAUAGAUGAAAUUCCUCGGGAAAACCUGCUCGACACCGUCUUUAAGGUGACCCCGUCGGUUCCCACUUUUAAUGACCGACUGGCUCGCGAGUGAAGGGAGAGCAGGUGGAGACGGCGACAUUAUAGGGGCUCCUGGGUCAUAAUCGCUCCGUUCAGGCCACAAUUCAACACCGUGGCUUGUCCCCGAGUGCUGAAAGUUCGACAAGGAACCCGCUUUUGUAGUCCUUCUCCCAUCCCAACAUAUCACAUUAAGUGGCACUUUGGAUCUAUGGAAGACCAGGCCUGUGGGAUGCUGGGUCACACUGGACUAACUGGACUUUCUCAGGAGGAUGUGGGCGAUCCUGACAACACAAGGAAACACCCCAACCUUGGUCAGCCACAGCAGACUAUUGGAGACAUCCUCCAGCAGAUCAUGGCCAUCACAGAUGAGAGUCUGGAUGAGGCCCAGGCCAGGAAACAUGCUUUAAACUGCCACAGAAUGAAGCCCGCCCUCUUCAGUGUGCUGUGUGACAUCAAAGAGCGGUCAGCCCUGAGAAUCCAAGGCAGCCAAGAAGAGGGCAGUCUGGACCCUCAGAUCAUGAGACUGGACAACAUGCUGUUAGCAGAGGGUGUCGCAGGUCUGGAGAGGGGCGGGGCCUCUGCAGCAGCGGUUGCCGUGGCAGCUGGAGGGUCGCCUAAUGAUGGGAGCAGCUUAGACCACACCGAGUACAGAGAGAAGCUCGCUCACAUACGACAGAUGUACCACACUGAGCUGGAGAAAUAUGAGCAGGCAUGCAAUGAAUUCACCGAACAUGUGAUGAACCUGCUGAGGGAACAGUCCCGUACGCGACCCGUCUCACCCAAAGAGAUUGAGCGAAUGGUGGGCAUCAUCCACCGCAAGUUCAGCACCAUCCAGAUGCAGUUGAAGCAGAGCACGUGUGAAGCUGUCAUGAUCCUACGCUCCAGGUUCUUGGAUGCCAGGCGGAAACGAAGAAACUUCAGCAAGCAGGCAGCAGAUAUUUUGAAUGAAUAUUUUUACACCCACCUGGCAAACCCGUACCCCAGUGAGGAGGCCAAGGAGGAGCUGGCCAAGAAGUGUUCCAUCACUGUGUCUCAGGUGGCCAACUGGUUUGGUAACAAGAGGAUUCGAUAUAAGAAGAACGUUGCAAAGCUGCAGGAGGAAGCUAACCUGUAUACCAGGAGGUCAGCUCCCAGUGUGUCUUCAGAGGCAAGCCAAGCCAACUCCCCAGCCACACCAAACUCAGCAGGAGGAUACCCAGCCCCGUGUUACACCCCGGAUGGGAGGUGAUGAGGAGGACCUGCCUUUAGUUACAGUCUCCACGUGAGUAGCCAUGGUUGAUGCAAGUUGGCAGGACAGUGGUGACCCCCCCCCCCCGUCCCCUCCCAAGCCCCACCCAGAGAACCAGGCAGCAAGCACUACGUCACCUCCAGCUGAUGCUCCACCUUCCCAUCCUGCUCCUCAGACUUAUACAACACAGACUGCAGGCUGACCUCCAGUCGAGCCACAAACAGGCUCUGAUGCUUUUCCCACACCUCACUUUAUGAAUGUGUUUACACUUCUGUUUUUUGUUUCUUCGUCAGUUACUCACCACAUUUUCUUCAGUUUCUUUAAAUUAAUAAAUAAAUGGUGAUUGGUGAAAAGAACAUUUUUUAACGUACCACUUCACCUGUGAAGGUUUGGGGCCUAUAUGUGGCCUUGAAACAGAUGCUGAUUCAUCGUUUUAUUUCAAAGAAUUAAAAUAAGACAAGAAAAUAAUUUUUAUUAUUUGUUACUGACAAAACACAACAACAACAUCUAAAUGGCAAAAAUAACCAAAAAUGAAUAAACACAUUGUCACUUCUUAAUUUUUUGUAUUCAUUGGCGUUGCUUUGGACAAGAACAGAGUUUGAGUUUGUUUCUAUUUAUAUGAAUGUAAAACAAUAUUGCCUUAACAGGUAAUUGUGUUUCUCAGAUGCUUUAGAAUCAGUCAGACCAAAGAGGCUGUAACCCAGGAGAUCAGACGGGUGUGUCGUGCCCAUGUACACACACUUGAACUCUUUAGUCAGCUCAAAAAGUCGCGUUCAGUUUCAGAUCAUACAGCACUGGAUGGGACAGUGAGUUGUUUUUAUUCAUCUGUGCCCUCUAGUGUUGAGCAGUGCCGCUGCAUCUAAAACAACAACUGUGUUUUCUAGUUAAUCUUCACUGGUGAGUGUCAACAAAACUUGAGAGCUGGUAAACAGAGCAGAUUCUGUUAGUCAUUUAUCUAGAGGAGAAUCUGCUGAGGUGGACAGUUGUCCUGGGGUAUCUGAUAAUGUAGUGAGUGAGUUAAUAUGAUAAAAAGAAAAAGAGCCCACUAAUUGGUGAAAAAACAGUUUAAAAAAAGAACAAAAACUUACUGUCAAAGUAUUACAAUGAUUGUGAUUAUGACUUGACAGGAUGCAAUAUAGAUAUAAGAUGGUGAUCUAAUAAAAAGUGUGUAAUAUCCUGAAUUUUAGAGGGCUGUUAUUUAAUUAGUUAAAACUACAUAAUACACUCCUUUAAAAAGUCAUAAUAAGUGCUCUGUGUAAACCUAUAAUGUUACAUUAUCCUGGCAUUGUUUUGUAUUAUGCAGCCUGGUGCAUUUUGUUUUUCUGCAAACAUUAAAUUCUCUUGCUACACAGUU